CUCUCUCUCUCUCUCUGAUCCCAUCUCCUGUUCCUCAGUCCCCCCUCACUCUGCAGAUUGAGCGUCUCUGGACUGAGCUGCAGGACAAACACUCCACAGCUUGUCGGCCUCCUUUCUCCACUUAUCCUGAGGUGAAAACUUAGAUCACGUGACCAUGGCAAACUCGUUCACCCGUAUGAUGUCUGGUCGUAGCACUGCAGUGUUGUUGGCUAGCAUCGGAGCUGGCACACUGGCAUCUGGAUACCUGCUCUGUGACAGCUCUGCUGCUGCUGCUGAGAGGAGGAGGCUUUAUCCACCCAGUGCUGAUUUCCCUGACCUGAGAAAGCACAACAACUGCAUGGCAGCAGCUCUGACCCCGACUAUUUAUGCACGACUGAGGGACAAGACCACUCCCAACAACUGGACCCUGGACCAUUGCAUCCAGACUGGGGUCGACAACCCCGGACACCCCUUCAUCAAGACUGUGGGCAUGGUGGCUGGAGAUGAGGAGAGCUAUGAGGUGUUUGCUGAGCUCUUUGACCCUGUUAUCAAGGACAGACACAAUGGCUAUGACUGUCAUACAAUGAAGCACCCCACUGACCUAGAUGCCACCAAGAUCACCUCAGGAAUGUUUGAUGAGCGUUAUGUGCUGUCAUCUCGUGUCCGUACUGGACGUAGCAUCCGUGGCCUGAGCCUCCCGCCCGCGUGCACUCGCUCCGAGCGCCGUGAAGUGGAGCGCGUGGCUGUGACCGCUCUGUCCGGCCUGAAGGGAGACCUGGCCGGUCGAUACUACAGCCUGGGAGAUAUGUCCGACAGGGAGCAGCAACAGCUCAUCGAGGAGCACUUCCUGUUUGAUAAACCUGUGUCACCUCUGCUCACGUCAGCUGGGAUGGCCAGAGAUUGGCCCGAUGCUCGUGGGAUCUGGCACAACAACGAGAAGAACUUCCUGAUCUGGAUCAAUGAGGAAGACCACACCCGGGUCAUAUCCAUGGAGAAAGGAGGAAAUAUGAAGAGAGUGUUUGAAAGGUUCUGCAGAGGUUUGAAACAGGUGGAGCACCUGAUUCAGGAGAGAGGUUGGGAGUUCAUGUGGAAUGAGCGUCUGGGCUACAUCCUCACCUGCCCCUCUAACCUCGGCACCGGGCUCAGGGCUGGUGUUCAUAUCCGCCUGCCUCUCCUCAGCAGGGACCCUCGCUUCAAAAAGAUCCUGGACAACCUGAGGCUACAGAAGAGAGGCACCGGAGGUGUCGACUCGGCUGCGACCGGAGACACCUUCGACAUCUCUAACCUCGACCGUCUGGGCAAGUCGGAGGUGGAGCUGACCCAGUUAGUGAUUGACGGUGUGAACUACCUGAUUGAAUGUGAGAAGAGGCUGGAGAGGGGGCAGGACGUCAAGAUCCCCUCCCCCAUCGCUCAGUUCAGGAAGUGAACGGCACCUCUGCUGGGAAUCGAGCAGGUGCUCCAACCGCUUGACGUUACUGUUGGUCUUACAAAACUAUUAACGGCAUGUGUAGCACUGUAGUGACUAACAUGCGCAGUAAACACAUUACGUGUAUAUUGUAAAAACACAAUAAAAACUCUUGAUGAAC
Platichthys flesus (European flounder) is the source of this 1565-nucleotide messenger RNA. Its product is annotated as creatine kinase U-type, mitochondrial-like. Bases 155 to 1405 code for a protein of 416 amino acids. Gene Ontology annotation, biological process: phosphocreatine biosynthetic process. NCBI's taxonomy places the organism in Eukaryota, Metazoa, Chordata, Actinopteri, Pleuronectiformes, Pleuronectidae. The record is from RefSeq and is a predicted model, not a curated record. Gene Ontology annotation, cellular component: mitochondrion. Gene Ontology annotation, molecular function: creatine kinase activity. The transcript is spliced from 10 exons.